Messenger RNA from Penicillium chermesinum, 2040 nucleotides. RefSeq names its product Ty1/Copia family ribonuclease HI. The transcript is spliced from 2 exons. Bases 1 to 2040 code for a protein of 679 amino acids. The record is from RefSeq and is a predicted model, not a curated record. Lineage: Eukaryota; Fungi; Ascomycota; Eurotiomycetes; Eurotiales; Aspergillaceae.
AUGGCACCGAGGGCGAAACUGGGAUAUUUGGUAGGAUAUGUGGCAUCAAAUGUGUGGGAAAUUUGGUUCCCAGACAACGACAAGGUGAUGCACGUGAGAGAUGCAGUGUUUAUUGAGUCGAGGCGUUAUAAAAAUGACGCUAAACCGCGAGUUCCGGAGGCAGAGAUCCCUGCUAACGCUCAAAUUAUAUCUGAAAUGGAUGCUAUAUUAGCGCACCAUAUGGAGAUGGAGGCGUGGGGACUUACACCAACCUUGGAAUCAAUCGAUCAGAACACGCAAUUCGGCACCAUAACCGACUCAAAUCUUACCACUAUCGAUCUAUUAUCUCUCCAAAAACCGAUCGAGAUGGAACCACGUGAUGUUGAACCACCAGAAACACAACCGUCGGAGGUGCACGAUAGAAGGGAUAUAGGAGAAAAAACUCCCGAACCACACACUCAACUUCCAACUCCCACUGCCACACCGCUUCCAAAUUUGACAGAGCCUACCUCACCGCCUAUCUCUGAACCAAUCGAAGUCGAUGAAACUCCAAAUUUGGAGGAGAUAGAGGAGGAAAACACACUAAAUUCAGCGGAGGUAGAGGUGGAAACAGGCACGAAUCGAGUCGAAUCGGAGGUUGAAACCAUAUCGAAUAAAGUGGAAUCUGAACCAGAGGAAGGAGAUGCACUCACACGUGCACCCAACGAUAUCAAUGGUGAUGUCGAUGAAUCGAAUAUCCUCCAAACAACACGAACACGUCGACCACGAAUUGAUCCCGAUUUCCAGAGUUUUUACUCCAAAUUUCACCUCCUAGAGAAGGAGGAUCGAGAAAUACGUCGUGCAUAUACGACAGCUUUCAAUAUUGGCAAAACGAUGCCAAAUCGACUACACAGUGACGAUUUACCACCACCUCCGAAGUCGUGGAAAGAUCUGAGAACACAUCCGUAUGGAGAGAUGUUCUAUACUGCUGCUCGAAUAGAGAUUGAAGCUUUGAAAUCCAAAGGCACGUUUGAUGUUGUGGAUGAACCGGUUGACGUCAGUAAACAGGUUUUACCAUUAUUAUGGGUUUUCACAUACAAACUCGAUGCGAAUGGAUAUCUAAUCAAGGCUAAGGCCCGAAUCUGUGUGCAUAUGGGAGAGGCUAAAUGGUUUCUCGGAAUUCGCAUAUUGCGAGAUAGAGAGAAAAAGAAGCUUUGGUUGUGCCAAGAUGCAUAUGUGUCGCAUAUGGCACAUAAAUUCCAUCGAAUUGAUCAACAUAAGGCUACUACUCCUCUACCAUCGGGAGAAAUUCUUAUGCCAUCCGAUAAGGAAGCUACAGCCUCCCAAAUCAAGGAAAUACAGCAAAAAAUUGGAUCAAUUCAAUAUCCAGCGAACCAGACCCGACCAGAUAUCGCAAUUCAUGCGUCAAAACUGGCCCAAUUCGCUGCAAAUCCUAGUCAAAGACAUCUCGAAUCGGUUGAUCGAGUUAUGUCAUAUCUGUACCAGACACGCUUUCACGCCAUUGAAUAUAGCCCGCGAAACGACACCGAUUCCAUACUGAAUUCCUCUUUUGUCAUCGCCGCCGAUGCAUCGUUUGCAGAUAAUCACGAUACCAAGUCGUCGUAUGGAUAUAUAUGCAAGGUGUACGGAGGAGCCGUUGAUUGGAAAUCGUCGAAGCAACGUUCAGUAUCAACAUCGACAACAGAAGCUGAAUUUCGUGCGUUGCUAGAAGUGGGAAAAAUUCUAAUUUGGUGGAAGCGCAUGCUCAAAGCUAUUGGCUUUGAAUUAUCUCAUCCUACUCCGAUUCUGUGCGAUAAUGCACAAACAGUUCGACUGCUUACCAGCGAAAAUCCUGGAAUUGAUACCAAAUUGAAGCACGUCAACGUGGCUAAAAAUUGGUUAUACGAACGCAUUCAACGUGGAGAUAUUGAACUCAAAUGGAUCUCAACCAGUCAAAUGCCUGCCGAUGGUUUGACCAAGAUCCUCCCACGAUCCAAAUUCGAAGAAAGCCGUCGAAAACUUGGGAUGGAAGAUAUACGGCACUUGAUAGAGCCGUAUGGAGAGGGAAAAACUAUGGUUUAA